Molecule: messenger RNA, 6865 nt
Organism: Ctenopharyngodon idella (grass carp)
Lineage: Eukaryota; Metazoa; Chordata; Actinopteri; Cypriniformes; Xenocyprididae
Exons: 3
Coding region: 5033-5989 (318 amino acids)
Source: RefSeq, a predicted model, not a curated record
CAGCGAUCGCAUGCUGCAGUGUCCGGCUGUUCAGUUGCCUUCCGAAUAUAUCUCCAUGGGCCCUGCAUACGGUAGAAAAGGGGUACAGACUGCAGUUCAGUUACCGCCCCCCGAAGUUCAAUGAGGUGGUCGGGACUGUGGUGGACCCAGAGCAGGGUUGGGUGAUGGAACAGGAAGUUCGCUCCCUGUUGGUAAAGGAGGCCACAGAACGUGUUCCUCCGCCAGGGUUCUACAGCCGGUACUUCAUAGUUCCCAAGAAGGAUGGGGGGGGUUGCGUCCGAUUUUAGAUCUGCGGCUCUUGAAUCGUUCUUUUGAGGAGAUUCAGAUUCAAGAUGCUCACUAUUCCUAUCAUCGUUAGUCAGAUCAGAUCUGAGGACUGGUUUGUCAAGAUAGAUCUAAAGGAUGUAUACUUCCAUGUGUCAAUCAUUCCUUCUCACAGGAAGUUCCUGAGGUUUGCAUUCGGGGGCGUAGCGUUCCAACAUCGGGUUCUUCCGGGGACAACCCUGGCCUAGCUCUCUCCCCUCACAUAUUCACCAAAUGUAUGGAUGCAGCUCUGGCCCCGCUGAGGCCUCAGGGCAUCCAGGUGCUGAAUUAUAUCAAUGACUGGCUCAUUCUGGCCCAGUCUCGAGAAUUGGUAAUUCGACAUCGAGAUGUCGUCCUUGGCCAUAUUCAGAGCUUGGGGUUGAGACUCAACACAAAAAAAAGAGAGUGUUGUCGCCGCCCAGAGAACUACGUUCCUGGGGGUGGUGUGGGACUCGACAACGAUGCGGGCACAAUUGUCUCCCACUCGUAUCGAGUCUAUCCUAGUGAUGGUUUCCAGGAUCAAGCUAGGCCACGCUAUCACUGUAAAGCAGUUUCAAAGGCUGCUGGGGCUCAUGGCAGCUGCAUCCAACAACAUUCCUUUUGGCCUCCUGCAUAUGAGACCCCUACAGUGGUGGCUAAAAGCCAAGGGGUUUUCCUCGAGGGGAAAUCCGUUCCGUAUGAUCAGGGUCAUGCGGCGAUGCCUUUGUGCCCUGGCCAUAUGGAAAAAACCUUGGUUUCUGUCCCAAGGCCCAGUAUUGGGAGCAUCAUAUUGCCGAAGAAUCAUUUCGACAGACACAUUCCUUUACGGGUUGGGGCUCGGUCAUGGAUGGCCACUUUGCAGUGACUCAUGAGUGGUCUGUGGCAGGCCCAGCAUUCCUCAUGGCACAUUAAUUGUCUGGAAAUGCUGGCAGUCUACAAGGCUCUGAGCAGCUUUCUCCCAGACCUAAGCGGCCACCAUGUCUUAAUGAGGACAGACAAUAUGUCGAUGGUCUCGUAUUUGAACCAUUGGGGGGUCUGAGGUCCUGCCCUCUGUGGUCCCAAGGGAAACUGUCACCUCUCAGAGCGAUGUAUGUCACCGGGGACCAGAAUCAGGGAGCAGACAUCCUGUCGAGGCAGGGGUUGAAGCCCAGGGAAUGGAGACUUCACCCCGAGGUGGUGAAGCUGAUAUGCAAGAGGUUCGGCCCAGUGGAAGUGGAUUUGUUCGCAUCUUGAGAGACAUCUCACUGUCCACUGUGGUUUUCUCUCACUCAUCCAGCCCCACUGGGGUUUGAUGCCAUGGUACAGAUGUUGUCGAGGCUACACCUGUAUGCCUUUCCCCCAAAUGCUCUGCUCCUGGGAGUUCUGGAGAGGGUCCGGAAAGAGGGGAUCAGUCUAUUGCUGGUAGCCCUGUUCUGGCUAGCCUGAGUAUGGUUCUCAGACAUUAUUUCACUCCUGGCAGGCCAGCCGUGGCAGAUCCCUCUGACGCAUGCAUGGAGGAUGAGGCCUGCGACUCGUUCCAGAGUCCCAACCUGGAAUCUGGCUGUGAUUCUUGAAGGGCUGUCACUUGCCCCCUUCGAACCUCUUGUGUUGGCUAUGGCAAAGAACCUGACUUUUAAGAUGGUCUUUCUUCUGGCAAUUACUUCUCUCGAGAGAGUGGGGGACCUCCAGACCUUGGCUAUCUCACCGACUUGCCUGGAGUUUGCCCCUGGGGGAGUUAAGGCCAUUCUACACCCUAGACCUGGCUAUGUGCCUAAGGUAUACCAUCUAAUUUGGCAUGGUCAGUGGUUCUUCCGGCUUUCCAUCCUUCGCCACAUGUGUCGGCAGAAGAAGAAAUACUUUAUCUGCUCUGCCCUGUCAGAGCAUUGAACAUCUAUAUUCAGAAGUCUUCUCAGUGGAGGUGGUCAGACCAGUUGUUGGUGUGCUUUGGAUCACCCAAAAAGGGGUUUCAUGUUUCCAAGUAAUUGGAUAGUUCAGGCUAUUUCCUUGGCCUAUCAGGUGCGCAGUCUGCCUUUACCUGUGGCCUUGAGGGCCCACUCUACUAGAGGCAUGGCGUCCUCCAGUGCCCUCCUUUCAGGAGUCCCACUGCAGGAGAUCUGUGAUGCGGCCGGGUGGCCCACCCCACAUACUUUCACCAGAUUUUAUAGUCUGCACCUUCCUUCUAUUCCCUCUAGUGCUCUCGUCCUAAGUUGUGCCUGGUUCAGCUUCAUACUAGGACAGGCAUGUUUCGGUGUGGCAUAGUGGGUAUCCGUUCCCCAAAGUAUCGUUACCGACGCAGUUGUAACCGGAGACGUAGGUUACGACUGUAACCCUUGUUCCCUGAGAAAGGGAACGAGACACUGCGUCUCUUUGCCACACCUCUCCAUGCCUGGGAGUGGCUUGCUGAGGCUAUCUCUGUUGUGUGCCGGCGUCCCUUUGUAGCUUCCGUGUAUGCCAUCACAUGUUAAGUCAUGACGCAACACCAAUCAGGAUUGGAAUAGUUUCAUUCAUGCUUCAGACACGCUAUGCUGAGGGGGAUUCCCCAAAGUGUCGUUACUGACACAGUGUCUCAUUCCCUUUCUCAGGGAACAAGGGUUACAGUCGUAACCAGAGAUGUUUUCACUACAAGUUGGUUUAAAACAUCUAGCUCCAACUGGCUUAAAUUAGAACAAAUUUUGUGAAUUUUAUCCUUCAAAUUAAAAUUCUGAUAUGUGGUAAUUUUAUACAAUAUGUAACUUUUCUUUAAUAGUUUUGUGUAAUUUGUUUAAAAAGAGAGAGAUAUCAGUCAUUCGCAAGUCACCUCAUUAAUGUGGCCACGCCCACGGAGAGCGCGCAGCAUUCAAAGGCAAAUUCUGAGGCGAUCCAUGCAACAGAGUGAAUGCCCGCAUCAACUCGAAAAAAAUGUAUCAAGCUUAGUCAGAUACAUGUACAUCUUUUUGAGACACGGUGAGGAAUAAUUCUGGAAGAAUUUACCUCAGAGGAAGAGCACGACUUUCAGUUUCAUUUCGAGGAUCAACUUGAUCAAGUCGGUGAUUGUGAAUGAGACUGUUUAUUUUGGAUUCUCCUUCAUCCUCAUGCUAUCAAUAUGGCCACCAAUACGGUUACGAAGAUGAACGAAAGUCUUACGGGUUUGGAAUGACAUGAGGAAGAGGCCUCUUGUAAAUGCUUGCUCUGAACGCAGCAUAAUGUAAACGGAGUCUCGAGGGAACGAGAGUGACCCAUUGUAAAGAGUCGGAUCCCUCUUUCUCAGUGUCUCCCCAUGGCAGGGUCCAUAAAUAUACCAGGUGUAUAAACAUGCCACAUCCCUGCCCCUGGAGUUCUGAGGCCAGGCUUGGCUCAGAUGAGGUGCUGAUGUCCCUGCAGUGAGCAAACUCCCUGCCAGUACAGAUGGGUGCACCCUGCUUCCUGAUCUCUGAAUUGAGUUUGGCCUUACAGCCUUAGCCUCACCACAGCUGGCCAACAGAUUUAGACCCCUUUCACCCUCUUGCUGUUGGCCCGGGGACAUGGUGAAAGAAGACUGCACAUGGGAAAUGUCAGGUUGAACAUGAAUUAAGAGAUAUCUUUCUACAUGUAAGAAGUACCAUAAAUUGAAGUGUUGACCGAAACAUUAAGACUGACAAGAAUUGGCAGCCAAAGUCUUACAGAAUUGCCAAGAGUUUUUAUUCACUGGCAGCAAGGCUCAAAUGAUGUAACACAAGAGCAUGAGAAUCCUGCCUUAAAUUCUGUCCUCCUGGGAAGUUCCUCUUUGCUUUUUCAAAAGUUGAAAUUACGAUGUGAUGUGCAUGAUUUUGGUCAGAAUUAAAUGGACUCUGGAUUUCUUUCACCCUUUUCCACUUCCAUACAAAUACCCAUUUUAAACAUUAUUUUUUGUAAAACAUUAACUGCUGUUCUUCAUCAGCAAAACUUACAGUCUGGUCUUAAAGAAAGUCCCGAGUUUCCCACUGGAAACUUUAUGGUGGCAACUUGAAAAUACGAUUAUUUCAAUAAUACUUUAUACAGCAUGCACAGUUCUACACAUCUACAGUUUGUAAUUUGUCAUCAAAUGUUUGGAAUAAUGAUUUUUUUUAAAUAUAUUUUCUAAAGAUAUCUCUUGUGCUCACCAAGGCUGCAUUUAUUUAAUCAAAAAUGCAGUAAAAACAGUAAUACUGUGAAAUAUUUUUAAUAUUGUGAAUAUAUUACUCCAGUCUUCAGUGUCACAUGAUCCUUCAGAAAUCAUUCUAAUAUGCUGAUUUUGGUGUUCAAUUAUUAUAAAAUUUUUAUUUAUGCUCAAUUAUUAAUAAUGGUUCUUAUUAUAUCAUUGUCUGUAACAUGUAUGCUCAGUUUCUAUGAAUUUGUUUGUCUUAGAUCUCUUAUUAAUCUUGUUAGUUGUUAAUUAGUUCUACACACCUGUUCUGUUUCUUCUCUGAUUACCUCUUUUGUUUAUAAGCCCCGAGUUAUCCUUAGUUCCUUGUCGUGUAUCGUCUAUGUUAUGUGGUUAUGUUUACAUGGUUCUUCUGAGUUUUCCUAAGUAUUAUAUUAAAGACUGUUUCCAUUUGGGCCAUCUGUCUUCAUGCACUACUUUCUACAGCUGCCCGUGACAGCCUACAGGACUGAAAAAAUAGAAGGUGGACAUACCAGCACUGCUUCACCUUGUUGCCUGUGAGAAUCACCUGCUGGUGGAAUAUUGGUGGUGGAGGUUUAAGCACGGCGACGCCCUGUUCACCAUCAGCGGGGCAGAGAGGGAGCCCGGACCCACGCCUACCAACCAAGCGCUAGAGUCUGCCACCUGGGCGCCAUGGAGUCGAAGUGUGCUGUCCAUUCCAUCACAGAGCCAGGAGAGGACCACUGCCUAAUAGAUUGGUGGUCCGUGGAUCCAUUUCCCUCCCGAGUCCCCAUCCUUGAGUCUUCGCCUUCUCCAUCGGUCCCGUCCGAAUGCCUGGACACUACGGUUCCAUCCAGAGAUCUUCCUCCUCCGAUGUACCCGCCUGACUUCCUGGUUCCAUCUCCUCUGCUGGUUUCAUCCAGUUCCCUGGAUCCAUCAGUGCCACUGGUGUCGUCCUGCUCCUCGGCUCUGGCCCCACCGCUUGCUCCAUGCGGCUCCUUGACUUUGCCUCGGGGUUCCCUUCCACCAGGUCGGCAUGAGAUUGAGUCCUCGGCUGCACCUCGGGCCUGCAGGCCCAUGUCUCCACUCUGGCCUGUCAGCCCGUUGGCUCUUCCUCGGCUCUACGUUCCCUCAGCUCCAACAUGGUCCAUCAGCCCUAGGACUCAGUCAGUCGUCGCUCUGGCUCAGCCAUGUACUUUGGAGUCUCCGGCUACACCCCUUCUGCUUCACCAGGCUUCUCCUUCCCUCUGGCUUCCCUGUCAUCCUCGCUCCCUCCGUCAUCGCCCCGGUCUACUGAUUCCCCGUCUCGGUCCCGCGAGCCAGCAGCUCCACCUAGGGCUUCCGGGCUGCAGAUGUCGCCCUGGCCCGUCGGCCUCUCUGCUCCACCAAGGUCUCCAUGCACCUUGGUUUCGUCUCUGUCAGUCCCAGAGUUCCGCAUGGACAUUCUGCCAAAGCUCCACCCUGGCUCCUCCCACCGUUGGCUCCAAAAUGGUGUCUGUUUCCAUCUGCUCCUCCUGGUCCCUGUCCAUCACCAUCUCCACACCAUCCACCAGAGCCCCCCCUCUCCCUCCGCAGAUGGACUUGUUAAGGCACAAGGAUGCAUCUUUCAGGAGGGGGAGCUACUGUAACAUGUAUGCUCAGUUUCUGUGAGUUAGUUUGUCUUAGUUCUCUUAUUAAUCUCAUUAGUUGUUAAUUAGUUCUACAUACCUGUUCUGUUUCUUCUCUGAUUACCUCUUGUGUUUAUAAGCCCCGAGUUAUCCUUAGUUCCUUGUCCUGUGUCGCCUAUGUUAUGUGGUUGUGUUUACAUGAUUCUUCUGAGUUUUUAACACUGAUAAUAAGAACACAAUAUUACUGUUUUUACUGAUUUUUUUUUUUUUUAUGAAAUAAAUGCAGCCUUGGUGAGCAUGAGAGACUACUUUCAUAAACAUUUAAAAAACCCUAAUUAUUCCAAACUUUUGACUUUUUUUCUCAGAAUUGUGUGAUAUAAUGUAAUUGCAAGUUAUAAAGUCAGAAUUGCAAGAUAGAAACUUGCAAUUGCGAGUUAUAAAGUCAGAAUUGUUGUGUCUCCUGUUGUGUCUCAGCUUAAGGAAAAUUUUUAGAGACUAGCUCAUGCCCGAAUGCAUCUGAGUUGAACACCACUAACAGUUCACAAGGGUUGCCAUUUAACUGGAUAGCAACUAAUGCCUGGUUAGCUAGUAAUUAGGAGUCUCGUUUACACCAUAGACUUGUUAGACUGUCAUUUACGGAGAGGCUGGGAAAUUUUAAGAACAUAACAUUCAACUUGAUCUGUUUUACAAGUGAGCUGCAAUGAAAACAGAAUAUCAACACCUACAUAAUAACUUCAUUAUGACAGAGAUAUCUGGCAUAUGCUGAGUGCACGUCAUAGUUUCAAGGUGGAGGGAAAAGAAAACUGGACAAAAACAGAUGAUUGUUAACAUUAAAUGACCUAUUGUGAAUGUUGAAGCACAGUUAGUGUCGUCCUUCUGAAUAUCAUAUUUCCUUUUAUGUUAUGAAGUGGCUCCAAAA